Daphnia carinata is the source of this 13815-nucleotide messenger RNA. It is a transcript of the gene Dhc93AB, whose product is annotated as dynein beta chain, ciliary-like. Gene Ontology annotation, cellular component: dynein complex. The record is from RefSeq and is a predicted model, not a curated record. Gene Ontology annotation, biological process: microtubule-based movement. NCBI's taxonomy places the organism in Eukaryota, Metazoa, Arthropoda, Branchiopoda, Diplostraca, Daphniidae. The transcript is spliced from 29 exons. Gene Ontology annotation, molecular function: dynein intermediate chain binding; ATP hydrolysis activity; dynein light intermediate chain binding.
GUAAAAUUGAUCCAACAACGCUUGCAGUCUGAGCGUUCCACUCAAAUCAGUUUGCUUUCACGAGCAAUGUCGUAAUCAAAUUGUGUGCAAAUUGUAGUUAAAGAAUGGCAGUAAAACCGGGAGGAUUGGAUAUCAUGUUGGGUGGGGAUGCGUCUUCUUCCCAAGCCCCGGCUGACGUCCGACUGGAAUUCCUCUCGCAUGUCAUUCAGAAAUCUCUACGUCUAAAGGCUGAUCGUUGGAUCAAAGUGUUGACUGUUGAAGAAUAUCGCAAGAUUAUUCAAGAAUUUCUUGACAAUGCGGAGCCACCACUUAUUAUCUUCACUCAGAGCGGCCCAGGAAUUUUGGCCGUCAGCAAUGCACCACUGAACAGCCCUCAACAUCCUGCAGUGACGCUUACCACAGGAGGUGGAAGUUCAGCUGCUCGUAUGAAAUCGCUUUAUUUUCUGAAGAAACGAGCUGAGCCUGUCAAUCGAGAGGAUCCACGUAGUUCUCUUCUCUUUGGCGAUCUGGCCCCACAUCCAUUGGAACAAGUUCUCACAUUUCUGGACGAUGUUGUGGCUCCAGUGUUAGAUCAAACAUCGAAAGGGAGAAAAGAGAAUCAAAGUUCGCAGUCACCUUGGCCAUCUGCUGUUUCAAUGGAAUUGGAACGUCAGGCUCGAAACAUCCGCGGAACGGUCAAUCGGGCUCGAGGUCUUCUUGAUGGUAAAACCGUUUUGUACUGGCCGUGGACUGGUGCCUCAAGAUCCGAAUUACCUAGCCGGAUGGAAAUGGAAAGCUGCGUUCAGCAGUGGACGACUCAACUGACACCUUUGUUAGAGGCGGAAGAGCGCGGUAUAAGUGAACGCUCAUCUCUUAAUGAAGAAGUCUUGUAUUGGCGCAAUCGCAGCCAAGAUUUAGAAAAUAUAUUUGAACAAUUGAAAGAAGGAGUUGUCCGCCAGAUGGCAGCAACUCUAGAAGAAAUUGGCAGCGCCCAGUCGGCCACUUUCAAAAUGUUAUUAAGAAGAUUAAUUGCUGCACUUGCAGAGGCUCAAGAGAUAUCACUUCAUCUAAAGCCCAUCAUUAAACCUCUUGAAAAUUUGGAAGCGGCCGAUGUGACCGAAAUGGCCCAGCCUUUGCGGAUUUUGCUGCAUACGGCCUCUCUAGUCUGGUGCACUUGCGCUUAUUUUCGUCAGCCCAUCAAGUUGGCCAACUUGCUCCGUCAAGUCGGAAACGCUUUGAUUGAACGGUGCCGCAUCUUUCUCGACUCGCGCUCAAUUUUCACCUGGGAAAUUGAAGAAGCCAUGGAAAAGACUGCGGCCGCUCGCAGCAUCUUCGGCCACUUCCGCCAAUUCUACAACGAAGAGAGAGAGAAUAUUCCCAACUUAACUAACCGUCUACGUGAAGCAAAACGCUGCACAUUAACAUUGAGUCGAUCGGAAGCCAAGGAACUGUGGAAUCCACCCAUCCAAAUUGUUUUUGAGAAGGUGACCAUCUUUGAGAAGCGUCUAGUGACGAUCGUCAAAAUCUUUCAAUUGAUUCAAGAAUUCUCUCGACUCAGCCGAGUUGAAUUGAGCGCAAUGGGUGGACGUAGUUUAACAGCUCAAGUUCAGAAUAUUUGCAACCAAUUUUGCGACAUUAAAGCACCGGUCGUCAGUGGCCAGUUUGGCGAUUGCAUGGAUCCAGACAAUCAUCAGUUUGAAACGGUGGCCAUCGAAUUCCAACGCUCAGUCAUUACUCUAGAAGAGAAAAUGAUUUCCAUUGCUGGUAACGCCCUGGCAGAUGCCACAACGCCUUUGAAUGCCUACCGCGUCAUCCAACUGCUGGGCAGCUUUCUCGAUCGGCCGGCCAUGAUGCAAAAAGUCCGGGAAAGCUAUCCUCGUAUUGUUGGACUGGCCAUGCAGGAAAUUUCUACGUGCUCUGAUUAUCUUAAAAGUCUACCCAAUGCCGUAGAGUCACUCGAUUUGGUGAGUUCCGUCCGUCAGAUUCAGCAAAUUAGUAAAAGAGCUCGUGGACAUAUGGCCGCGUGUAACAGUCUUGGAAUCGAAAAUGACGUUGUUGGUAUGAAAAACCUAGAAGAGAAGCACAAGCUUUUUGAAGAAGCUGUCCAGACUAAAAUGAAUCAACAUCUAGAGCUGUGGACGGCCCGUAUGAAUCGCAUCGCCAUCCAUCGACCACUUUUAACUGUCACUGAGGGAGGCACAGGACGUGUCCAGAGUGGAGCAGAAGGUACCAUGGCUCGAAUGGUUACCGAAUGUCGCCAGUUGCAGCAGAUCGUAGACGCACCAACUGUGCCACCCAGUUGGCAGGCCUGGACAGCCAUUUACAGUUCUCUGAAGACCAAGAUGAAGCUGGUCGAUAUCAUUGUCAGUUGUUGCAGCAGCAUCGAAUCGUCUUUGACACCUUCAACACGUCGUCUGCUCGAACCACGUCUCCUCACCAUCAAAGUAGAUGUUGUGGCAAAAAUUCAAAGCCCGUCAUGGACCUGGGGCAGUCAAGACAUGACUGUGACGGAUGAAUUACGAAUAAUGGCAGAGAUGACACUGCGCCUACACCAGGCAAUGAAAAAAUUCUCUUCUGCUGCUGAAAUAGUCCAAUCCAUAGCCAAUGGUUGGUCGAAAACACCGAUAGUCGAGUUCCAAGAAGGAAUGUUACCAUCUGGAGAACAGUUGGUUGAAUUAUUUAACAAGAAAAAUGGCGAAUAUGCUGCCAUUUCGAAGAAAAUUGGAUUAAUUGUAGGCGAAGCCCAGCAAAUGAUGCCAGAUCUGCCACCAACGGAUUGGGUCACUUAUCUGGAGAUGAUUGAUGGGAUUAUAUUGGAAGGCUUACUCAAAGCAAUUACCUACACGUAUCAUCAUUUCAUUGAGAUGAGUAACAAGGGUAACUUGUAUGAGCUUCAAUUAAACAUAACCACCGAAGGAAUCAGCUUCCAACCACCUCUAACAUGUGUUGUGAGUAACGGGACGGAUGCGCCAGUUGGAUCAAGUGGCAUCAUACAACAAUUCACUAUUUUAAUGGCGGGUGUUGCGAGAAUUUCAAGUUCGAUGAUUCCCCUCAGCAAAGAAAUUCAAUUUCAAUCCAACGUGGACACUAAUACGUCAGUUGUAGCUCUUCAACAAGAACUGAAUGCGACAGUGUCGAACGCUGUCAUGGGCGUAUCCGAAGCAGUCCAAUCGCUGGAACAGUAUUCGUUCCUAUGGAACACGGACCCCAACGUUUAUUUACACAAUUUUCUGCAUCACAGUUGUCUAUUGGGCGAAUACAUACAUGACAAUGCCCCAUCCAGCCCUGCUACCCUGACGCACUUUAGACAACAACUGCAGCAGCUAAUAGAGUGGAAAACUGUUACCUCUGAUUGCAUCAGAGAGCUGGAGAAAGUAGGCAAAAGUUGCAAAUUGAAACUCAACGUGAAACCAGCUCUCCAGAGCAUAAAAAAUAUCAUGAGAUCGUGGCGAGUUCUUUUGUUGGAACAUGUAACAAAUUACGUCAUGGAUAGCGUCGUGGAUCUCGAAACUUUCUUGCAAGAGGCUGAAGAAGGUUUGGUAUGGCGUACGGGAGAAGAUGAAAAUGGAGACGCACAUAAUGGCCGUGAAGCUUUGCUACGUAUGAUGGGUCAUUUGGCUGAAGUGCGUUCCAGGCAGUCGGGCACUGAUGCCCUCUUUGCUCCGCUACAAGAGGCGGCCACGUUACUCAGAGAAUCGGAAAAUGAAUUAUCAGAGGAGAUUCUGCUGAAAUUGAAGCAUUUACCAGAAAGAUGGGAAGACAUUAAAGAAUCGGCGUGUGUGGCGAAACAGCAAGUUGCAUCAUUGCAAGCCAAUGAAAUCGCAGCUGUUCGCAAAAAAUUGGGUUCUUUUGAAUUGAGACAACUUCAAUUCAGAGAUGAAUUCCAUCGGCAAGACUUUUUCAGGUUUUCUUGCGAAGAUCCGUACAAGACGCUGGAUCACAUUCAUCAUCGCAUUUGCGCUAUGGAGAAAUAUUUAGAAGAAUUAUCCAAUUGGGCUGCCUUGUUUGAAGUGCCCGUUUCUGAAUUCAGAGGCCUGAAAAAUUGUAGACGCGAGACUGUGAUGAUCAAGCAGCUGUGGGAUUAUUCCUACGUUAUCAGAUCAAGUGUGGAUAAUUGGAAGACGACACAUUGGAAGGAAAUUGAUGUGGAGAGAAUGGAAAUCGAGUGCAAACAUUUCGCGAAAAACAUUCGCGGUCUAGAUAAAGAAAUGAGAGCUUGGGAUGCGUACAUUGGACUCGAUGCCUCUGUCAGAGAUCUCCUGACUUCCCUAAAGGCUAUUUCAGAGUUACAAAAUCCAGCAGUGCGAGAACGUCAUUGGACCCAACUUAUUGAAGCUACUAAACGUAAAACGUUCCUCAGAGACAAUUUCACAGUCAGUCUAGUAACCGGAGUUGAUACUACGCUGGCCGAUUUACUGGCGUUGGAUCUACAUCGUUACGAAGAUGAAGUGAGAUCGGUAGUCGAUCGAGCUGUCCGCGAAGUGUCAAUGGAAAAAACAUUGCGAGAACUUGAGGCUACCUGGGCCACCUUGGAAUUGGGUAAAGAAGAACACGCCCGAACAGGAUUGACUCUAUUAAAAGCAUCAGAUGAGUUAAUCGCAACUCUCGAAGACAAUCAGGUGCAAUUGCAGACUUUGGCGAGCUCCAAGUACGUUGCCCACUUGAUGGGCGAUGUCUUGGACUGGCAACGCCGUUUGGGUCUUGCAGAUCAGGUGCUGGCCUUGUGGUGCGAGGUCCAGCGAUCCUGGUCUCAUUUGGAGUCUAUCUUUGCUGGAUCGGGCACGGAUGACAUUCGUCAACAAUUACCCGAAGAUUCGAACCGUUUCGAUGAGACGAACGCCAGUUUCAAAGAAUUGCUCAGCCAGUUGCUGCUGAAACCGAAUGUCAUCAGCGUUGCUACUCGUCCCAACGUCCUGGACGACUUGCACCGUAUCGACGUGCAACUGCAACUUUGCGAGAAGGCGCUGGCCCAAUAUCUCGAAUCGAAACGUGUCGAUUUCCCGCGCUUCUAUUUCGUUUCUACGGCCGAUUUACUCGAUAUUCUCUCCAACGGCAAUAGUCCGCAGUUGAUUCAAAGGCAUCUCACAAAAUUAUUUGAUGCUGUGGCUCGCAUUAAAUUAGAGCCCAUCACAAACAACCAAAAAGAUGGCAAGUUAAUUUAAAUAUUCUUGGGACUUUGGUCGAAAGAUGGGGAAUACGUACCUCUUUGUAAACCAGUUCAAUGCGUUGGUCAAGUAGAAGGUUGGUUGAAUGCACUGGCUGAUUCCAUGCGCGUCUCUUUGCGUCUUUUGCUGCAAGAAGCGGUGGCUAUUCUUGAAGAAAAAACUAAAGACGCCUGGAUAUGGGACUUUCCAGCCCAAGUGACGUUGACAGCGUCUCAGAUUGCGUGGAACGCUGAAGUCAGUGCAGCUUUUCAAAGAUUAGAAGAAGGUUAUGAAAAUUCAAUGAAAGAUCUUCACAGAAAGCAGAUUGUCCAAUUGAAUUCACUCGUUGGUCUGCUGGGUACUGAUCUCAGUCCAAAUGACAGACAGAAGGUCAUGACUCUCUGUACUAUUGAUGUUCACUCACGAGAUGUUGUCGCUCGUCUAGUCCAACAUAAAGUUGAAAGCAGCCAGGCCUUUGCGUGGCAAUCGCAGCUUCGCCACAGAUGGAAUUACACAGAAAAGGACUGCUUUGUCAACAUUUGCGACGCCCAAUUUCGUUACUGGUACGAAUAUCUCGGAAAUACCCCGCGACUUGUGGUGACUCCCCUGACGGAUCGUUGUUACAUUACGCUGACGCAGAGUUUACAUUUAACAAUGGGCGGCGCUCCAGCUGGCCCUGCCGGUACGGGUAAAACGGAAACAACUAAAGAUCUUGGUCGAGCCCUGGGCAUGUUGGUCUACGUAUUCAAUUGCUCGGAGCAAAUGGACUACAAGACUUGCGGCAACAUUUACAAAGGAUUGGCCCAGACGGGCGCAUGGGGUUGCUUUGACGAGUUCAAUCGUAUUUCCGUUGAAGUCCUCUCAGUUGUUGCCGUCCAAAUCCGUUCGAUUCUCGACGCCCUUCGCCAACAUAGGGAACGCUUUUUCAUGAUGGAAGAGGAAAUACAACUGCAACCUACUGUCGGCAUGUUUGUCACGAUGAAUCCUGGAUAUGCUGGACGAACAGAGUUGCCAGAGAAUUUGAAAUCACUCUUCCGACCUUGUGCCAUGAUUGUUCCAGAUUCUGACCUCAUUUGCGAGAUCAUGUUGGUGGCCGAGGGUUUUCUAGAAGCCCGGACUUUAGCUCGCAAAUUGGUUACACUGUACUACUCGCUGUGUUGCCGAUUGUUAUCCAAACAGGAUCACUACGAUUGGGGAUUGAGAGCCAUUAAAUCUGUACUUGUUUUGGCUGGAACUUCCAAACGUAACAACUCGAUUCACAACCUAAGCGAAGAGCAGUUACUACUAGGUGCCCUUCGUGACGCCAAUUUACCUCGUUUGGUCUCGGAUGAUGUACCCGUGUUUCUGGCUUUGCUGGGCGAUCUUUUCCCUUCGGUUGAAUUGAAUCGCAUCACGGAUGCUACGAUGGAGAGAACUAUCCGACAGGCCGCCUUGGAUCUGAAACUACAACCGGAAGAUAUUUUCGUCACUCGAGUCGUCCAGUUACACGAAUUGCUUCAAGUUCGACAUUCCGUCUUUUUGCUCGGUCGAGCCGGAACGGGCAAAACGCAAGUUUGGCGGACACUUUUACGGACUUAUGCACUGAUGCGCUUGCGGCCCGUCUGCGUAGACAUCGACCCCAAAGCAGUGACAUCUGAUGAGCUUUUUGGCUUUGUCAAUCCAACGACAAGAGAAUGGCGGGAUGGACUUUUGUCUUCUAUUCUUCGAGAACAAGCCGCACAAAGCGCCAACAAACCACACGCUGGACCUAAAUGGAUCGUUCUCGAUGGCGACAUCGAUCCUGGAUGGAUUGAAUCUCUCAACACGCUCAUGGACGACAACAAAAUCCUGACAUUGGCCAGCAAUGAACGUAUCGCCCUGACGCCGCAAAUGCGUUUGCUGUUUGAGAUUUCUCAUUUGAAAUGCGCCACUCCGUCGUCAGUGUCUCGAGCUGGAAUCGUCCAUUUGAACGUCCAAGAUCUCGGCUGGACACCUUACAUUACAAGUUGGAUUGAAUCACGAACAGAAGGAUCCGGCGAACGACAACAUUUGACAAUUUUGAUGGACAAAUACAUCCCCAGUUGCCUGGAAGUCAUCCGCACCCGUUUCCGGACCAUAUUGCCCAUUCCGGAGAUCUGUCACUUGCAGAUGCUCUGUCGUCUGCUGGACUGCUUGUUGACACCCGCCAUCAUGUCAUCUGAAAAUCCUCGCGAACUCUACGAACUCUAUUUCGUCUUUGCCUGCGUCUGGGCAUUCGGCUCGGCCCUGUCGGGCGACGCCAACUCAAAUCAGCGAGCGGAUUUCAGCGCUUGGUGGGUCAGCGAAUUCAAAGCUGUUCGAUUUCCCAUCGCGCCCGGUUGUCCCACCGUUUUCGAUUUCUGCAUCGACACGGAAUUACAGACGUUAGUUCCAUGGACGGAGAGAGUUCCUAAAUUCGAUCCCGAUCCUGAUCUACCGAUUUACACGACGUUGGUUCCAACAGCCCAAUCCACUUGUCUGCGGUAUUUCCUUGAUUUAUUAAUGAGAGCUGGCCAGCCCAUUUUGCUGGUUGGAGCUUCAGGCUGUGGCAAAACAUCGUUAGUGGAAGAAGCUCUGGGAUGUCUUCCAGAAGAGUACAUCACCAGGGCAGUACCCAUGCAUUAUUACAUGACAUCUGAGAUGUUGCAAGGCGUGUUGGAGAAUUCUUUAGAAAAGAAAGCUGGAAGAAGUUAUGGGCCUCCAGGAAACAAGCACAUUAUUUAUUUCUUGGAUGAUUUCAAUGCACCACACAUGGAUAUUUAUGGAACGGCCCAAGCUCACACUCUAUUACGACAACAUCUCAGCUACGGUCAUUGGUACGAUCGAAUUAAAUUGGUUCCAAAAGAGAUCAAGAAUGUCCAGUACAUUGCUUGCAUGAACCCGACAGCUGGAACGUUUACCAUCGACUCUCGUCUUCAUCGCCAUUUCUUAACAUUUGCUGUCAGCACACCGAGCAACGAAACUCAAGAGCUCAUGUUCGGCUCGUGGCUUACCCGUCAUUUUGGCAAUCCGGUGCAACGAUUCGCACCCAAUUUACUCAAUCUCGUUCCGGCUUUGGUCGUCGCUUCGAUGACUCUCCAUCAACGACUCUGUUUGAUUUUCCAAGCGACUGCCAACAAGUUUCUUUAUGGUUUCAAUUUGCGCGACCUGUCUGCUCUCUUCAAAGGCUUGCUCCUCAGUACACCCGAAACGGUGCAGACGAGUUUGUCGCUUGUCCGUCUUUGGGCGCAUGAAGCCCACCGCGUUUAUGGCGACCGACUUAAUGAUGACAAAGAUGCGGAACUCUUUAAGAAAGCGCUUGUGGAUACGGUCAAGAAAUGUUUCGAUCGACAAUCGGCUUCGGAUCAAGCGCUGGAAUCUUGCUGCGCCGCUUUGGCCGAUGUAGACGAAGCCAGUGUUAUGCGAACGCCUCUUCUCUUUUGCCAUUUCUCACGCGGAUUGGGCGACGCCAAAUACGGAGAGGCCGAAGGCUAUACCUCUCUCAAUGGUAUUCUACAGCAAGCUCUAGCAGCUUACAACGAGUUGAAUCCUGUCAUGGAACUUGUCCUUUUCGAAGAUGCUAUUUCACAUGUUUGCAGGAUCAAUCGGAUUCUUGAAUUGCCGAGAGGACACGCCCUUCUCGUUGGUGUUGGUGGAAGCGGAAAGCAGAGUUUAGCACGUCUAGCAGCUUCCGUUGCUGGAUAUGAUGUGACGCAAUUACAAAUUCGGCCCGGUUAUGGCAUUCCUGAAUUACGGACUGAUUUGUCCGCUCUUUGCCUUAAAGCUGGACUUAAAAAACUGCCAACCGUCUUGUUAGUCACUGAUGCACAAUUGGUGGAUGAAACUCUAUUGGGUCCUAUCCAUGAUUUCUUAGCUGCUGGAGAAAUUCCCGGCCUAUUCUCAGAUGAUGAGAUUGACAACGUCGUCCAAGCUGUUCGAAAUGAAGUGAAAGCGCUGGGAUUGAUGGACUCGAGAGAUUUGUGUUGGCGUUUCUUCCUGGAACAAGUGCGGCGUCAUUUGCACAUCAUUCUUUGCUGUUCGCCCGUUGGAUCGACCCUGCGUUUGAGAACGCAACGAUUCCCCGCAUUAUUGGCCAGUAUGGCCAUCGAUUGCUUCUUACCGUGGCCGCACGAAGCUUUACUUUCAGUCUCCCAUAAAUACCUGUCUAGCAUUACAGUGCCGUUGCCGGAUGGAUUCGUCGAUUCUGCUUCCCAAUUUAUGGCGUUUGUUCAUUCGAGUGUCAGCGACACCUGUCGGUCAAUGCUGCAAACAGAAGGACGUUACGCCUAUACAACACCUAAAUCAUUUUUGGAACAAUUGCAAUUGUUUGUCCGUCUUCUCGACCGGCAAACUUCUUUGCUACAAGCCAAAAUUGGACGAUUGGAAAAUGGAUUGGAUCGUUUAAGAGUGGCUGCGUUGCAAGUUGAUGAUUUAAAAGAAGUGCUAGCUGUUCAAGAAGUUGAAUUAUUAAAGAAAACUGAAGAAGCUGAUCGUCUUAUUAAUGUGGUACGCAUUGAAACUGAAAAAGUCAGUAAAGAAAAAUUGCUUGCUGAUGCGGAAGAGAAACGCGUUGCUGCUAUGGCCAUCGAAGUAGCUCAAAGACAACGUGAAUGCGAGGAAGAUUUAGUUCGAGCUGAACCAGCGCUAGUAGCUGCUCAAGAAGCACUCAAUACUCUCAAUAAAGCUAAUCUAACUGAGCUCAAAUCGUUCAGUUCACCUCCACUUGCUGUUACUAAUGUUACAGCGGCCGUCCUAGUUCUUCUAUCCCCACAAGGUAAAAUUCCAAAAGAUCGAUCAUGGAGGUCAUCAAAGAUAAUGAUGGGACGAGUUGAUCAGUUUCUUGAUUCGUUGAUCAAUUACGACAAGGAGCACAUCCAUCCGGAUAUCAUUCGGGCGAUUCAUCCAUAUCUGGACAAUCCAGAAUUCGACCCUGAAUUUAUCUCGUCCAAAUCUUCAGCAGCUGCUGGUCUCUGCUCUUGGGUCAUCAACAUUAUUCUCUUUUAUGAAGUGUAUUGCAAUGUCGAACCCAAACGACGUGCACUGGAAGCUGCUGACGCAGAGUUGGCUGCUGCGCAGGAGAAAGAAGCCGCUAUUAAAGCUAAAGUGCGGACUUUGGAAGCAACUCUGGAACAAUUAACUGCCGAAUUCGAGAGAGCCAAUGCCGAAAAGAGAGAAUGCCAAGAAGAAGCAGAACAUACAAAUCGAACUUUGGUUCAAGCUAAUCGAUUAAUUCAUGGAUUAGCCUCUGAAAAAAUUCGAUGGUUCCAAGCCGUGGAAUUUCUACGUCGCAAUGAAUUGACGAUGGCCGGCGAUGUCCUACUGACAACAGCUUUCGUCUCUUACGCUGGUGUAUUUCCAAAACGUUACCGGACUCAUCUCCUGACAAAAGCCUGGAUUCCGUUUUUGAAUGGACUUGCAACCAAGCCCGUCUUGUUGUCCGAAAGUUUUGAUCCUGUUAAUCUGUUAGCAGAUGCCGCCCAAAUCGCUACGUGGAACAACGAAGGACUUCCAGCCGAUCGGAUGUCCAUUGAAAACGCCGGAAUUUUAACAACAUGUGAGCGUUGGCCGUUGUUAAUUGAUCCCCAAUUACAAGGAUUAAAAUGGAUUAAAGGUCAUUAUGGAGAACGACUUCAAAUCACUUCCCUUGGACUGAAAGGCUUCCAGGAAAUGUUGGAACGUUGCCUAAGAGAAGGCAAGGUCCUUCUAAUUGAAAACGUCAAUGAAGAGCUGGAUGCGUCCCUGGAUCCCUUGAUGAGCCGACAGUUUGUCAAGAAAGGCAAAGCAAUUAAGAUUGACGGCAAGGAAGUUGAUCUGCAUCCCGAUUUCAGGCUUAUUAUUCAUUCCAAACUGGCUAAUCCGCAUUUCCGACCUGAGUUACAAGCGCAAGCUACUCUAUUAAACUUUACGGUUACUCGUGACGGACUUGAAGAACAGCUGCUGGCCGAAGUAGUGAGAGCUGAAAGACCCGACCUGGAAAACUCACGAGCCGAGUUGGUCAAACAAGAAAACGAUUUCAAAAUCGCUUUGAAAGCUCUUGAGGACGAUCUCCUUCUCCGUCUGUCUAAAGCCCAGGGUGCUUUCCUGGCCGAUUCGCAAUUAGUUGAUUCUCUGGAACAAACUAAAGCUACCGCCAACGAUAUUACUCAACGAGCAGCUGAAGCGGCUCAAACGGCACAGGCCGUCAACGAAUUCCGUGAGUUGUACCGUCCUGCCGCUUCUAGAGCCUCGCUUCUCUUUUUCAUCAUCGGUGAUCUUCGACAAUUAAAUCCCAUCUACCAGUUUUCUUUGAAAUCCUUCAUUGGGGUCUUCCAGCGGGCGUUGGCAAAAGCAACGGCUUCAUCUGACGUGGCCGUUCGAGUUACUCACCUGGUUGACUCAAUUACCUACGCUCUGUUUCAGUACGUGGCCAGGGGACUGUUUGAGCAGGAUCGACUGGUUUAUACUGUCCAGCAAACGUUCCAGAUUCUUAUAGCAUCAGGCGAUGUGGACCCAGUUGACGUGGACUUUUUCCUUCGUUUCCCCGUUGUUUCUGGUCUCAACGUUUCCGGCAGUCCAGUCGAUUAUCUCACCCCCGCAACUUGGAGCGUUGUCAAAAGUUUGUCGUCAACGGAUGAAUUCCGGCACUUGGAUCGAGACAUUGAAUCAUCCUCCAAAAGAUGGCGCAAAAUUAUCGAGUCUGAAUUCCCUGAAAGAGAACGACUUCCACAGGACUGGAAAACGCGAUCAGCUCUACAACGCCUCUGCGUGUUAAGAGCCCUGAGACCCGACCGACUGUCUCACGCUUUGCGUCUCUUUAUCGAAGAAAAGUUGGGAUCGCGUUACGUCGAAUCCCUUACCGUCGAACUGUCACAAUGCGUGGCCGAGAUGUCGCCCACCACUCCUCUAUGUUUUAUCCUUUCCACUGGUGUGAAUCCUUUACUCGAAGUGGAACAAAUCGCUAGGAAGAUGGGCCGUACGGCCGAUAAUGGACUUCUCCAUCUCGUCAGUUUGGGACAAGGUCAAGAAGGCAAUGCAGAGAAUGUAUUAAAGAAAUCAUCCGAGCACGGUCAUUGGGUCAUUCUCCAGAAUAUACAUCUAGUGAAGAAAUGGCUGCCGACAUUGGAACGCCUUCUUGAACGCUUCGGCGUGAAUGCUCAUCCAGAGUACAGAGUUUUUCUUAGCGUUCAACCACCUGCCACGAAAUCAGCAAGCGUCGUGCCUCAAGGUUUACUGGAGUCGUGCAUUAAAUUGACUAGCGAGCCGCCUCGUGGUAUCAAAGCCAAUUUACACAUGGCGCUUGAUCAUUUCGACCAGGAAGCGCUGGAGCAAUGUUCUCGAGAAGCCGAAUUCAAGACACUCCUUUUCACUCUCUGCUACUUCCACGCCGUAGUGACGGAGCGUCGGCAUUUCGGGGCCCAAGGCUGGAACAGAACAUACCCGUUCUCUGCCGGUGAUUUGACCAUCAGUGUCAAUGUAUUGUUAAAUUACAUCGAGAGCAGCGGGAAUUCAGGCCGAGUCCCGUGGGAAGACUUGCGUUAUCUCCUUGGAGAGAUCAUGUACGGCGGUCAUGUAACAGAUGACUGGGAUCGGCGCUUGACCCGGGCCUAUUUGGAAGAACUGUUACAGCCAGACUUGCUGGAAGGAGAAUUACUAUUGGCUCCAAACUUUCCAGCUCCUCCCAACAGAGAUUACAGUGGCUAUCAGCGCUACAUCGACGAAUCCCUCCCACCAGAAUCCACCUAUCUGUACGGCCUUCAUCCGAAUGCGGAAAUUGGUAUUUUGACUCGUAGCGCUGGAAUGUUAUGUCGGGAACUGCUCGGUUUGCAGCCCCGACAGGGCGCGGGUUUAAGUGGAGGUGCCGUCUUGAGCAAAGACGAUCGAGUGAAGCAAAUCUUGGAUGAAAUACUCGAAAAAUUGCCAGACGAAUUCCCUUUGGUUGAAAUUUGUAGCCGAUUGGAAGAAAAAACGCCGUUUAUGGUAGUCAUUGUACAAGAAUGUGAAAGAGUUAAUGGACUUUUGAUUGAGGCCAAGAGGUCCCUUCGAGAACUCGACAAGGGGUUAAAGGGUGAACUGUCCCUGACCGAGGAUAUGGAAGAUAUGUCUUCAUCGCUCUACCUUGAUCAAGUUCCGGUACGAUGGGCUAAGUUGGCCUAUCCAUCAAUGUUGCCUCUAACGGCCUGGAUUACCGAUUUACAGCAAAGACAUAAAGAGCUAGACAUUUGGCUCGUCGAUUUCCAAACACCACCAUCGGUAUGGCUUGGAGGAUUUUUCAGUCCGCAAGCUUUCUUGACUGCAGUCAUGCAGACAGCUGCUAGAAGAGCGGAAUUGCCCCUCGAUCGGAUGGCUUUGGCUGUGGAAGUGACUAAGAAAACGCGCGAGGAAAUUUCAUCCGCCCCACGUGAAGGAGUUUAUAUUCACGGAUUGUUUUUGGAAGGUGCACGAUGGGAUUCUAACUUGGGAGUGUUAGCUGAGGCUAGAUUAAAAGAGCUGCAUCCACCUAUGCCCGUAAUUUACGUAAAGGCUGUCACGCAAGAUAAACUGGACAUUCGAGGAACAUAUGAGUGCCCGGUAUAUCAUACCCAACAGAGAGCUGAAACUUACAUUUGGAAUUUCCAGUUGAAAACGAGAGACAAGCCUUCUAAAUGGGUUCUAGCUGGUACAGCAUUGCUGCUACAAAUCUGAUCUCAAUGGUACAAGUCUAUAAGCAGUUGUAGUCUUUUACGUACGCAAUAAUACA